AUGUCGGUGCCGUGGUGGGAUUCGGACUGGAAGGACUGCUCGGGGAUCGAGUACCGCACCUAUGUUGGCAACCUCUCCUGGAGCACCGAUGAGCGCUCGCUCAAGGACGCCUUCCAUGCCUACAGCCCGCUCAGCGCCGAGAUCGUCACCGACCGGGAGACGGGCAGAUCCCGCGGGUUCGGCUUCGUCAACUUCAGGGACGACAACUCGAUGAACAACGCCAUCCAGGGCAUGGACGGACAGGAGCUUGGCGGCCGCACCAUCACCGUCAGCCGGGCCAAUCAGCGCCCCCGCCGCUGGAGGGCAUGA
Messenger RNA from Triticum turgidum subsp. durum (durum wheat), 309 nucleotides. The record is from the annotation of a GenBank genome assembly. NCBI's taxonomy places the organism in Eukaryota, Viridiplantae, Streptophyta, Magnoliopsida, Poales, Poaceae.